Molecule: messenger RNA, 4356 nt
Organism: Trifolium pratense (red clover)
Lineage: Eukaryota; Viridiplantae; Streptophyta; Magnoliopsida; Fabales; Fabaceae
Product: indole-3-acetaldehyde oxidase-like
Exons: 10
Coding region: 129-4235 (1368 amino acids)
Molecular function (GO): oxidoreductase activity; iron ion binding; FAD binding
Source: RefSeq, a predicted model, not a curated record
UAACUUUUAUUAAAAUAAUAUAUGAUUGAAAGCCUUAUCCAGCUACUACUUACUAUAAUAGAAGCACAACUUGAACUGACAAAUAAGAGCUGUCUGAACUCUGAAAACUGAAAAACAGUUAGUGAAAUAUGGAUGUGAAGAACAGUAGUGAGAUUCAAACAAGUUUGGUUUUUUGUGUUAAUGGUGACAAGUUUGAGUUAUCCAAAGUUGAUCCAUCAACCACUUUGCUUGAGUUCUUGCGUACUCAAACUAGAUUCAAGAGUGUCAAACUUGGUUGUGGUGAAGGUGGUUGUGGUGCUUGUGUAGUUCUAAUCUCCAAGUAUGAUCCGUUGCACAACAGAGUUGACGAUUUUACUGUGAGUUCUUGUCUCACGCUACUUUGUAGCAUACAUGGAUGUUCAAUAACAACUAGUGAAGGCAUUGGAAAUAGCAAACAAGGAUUCCAUCCAAUUCAUGAAAGAUUUGCUGGAUUCCAUGCUUCUCAAUGCGGUUUCUGUACUCCCGGAAUGUGUGUUUCCCUCUUCGGCGCUCUUGUCAAUGCCGAAAAGAGCAGUUCUCCAGAGCCACCGACUGGUUUCUCAAAAAUUGCUGUUUCCGGGGCUGAAAAGGCCAUUGCAGGUAACCUUUGUCGAUGCACAGGUUACCGACCGAUUGCUGAUGCCUGCAAAAGUUUUGCAGCGGAUGUUGAUAUGGAGGAUCUCGGGUUGAACUCUUUCUGGAGAAAGGGAGAGAGCAAAGAAGGAAGACUUAAUAAGUUGCCUCGAUAUGAUCACAAUCACAAGAAUAUCGAAUUUCCUAUGUUUUUGAAGGAAAUCAAACAUGACUUGUUCAUAGCUUCUGAGAAACAUAGUUGGCACAAACCUGCUAGCUUAAAAGAGCUUCAAAGUUUAUUGGAAUUAAACCAUGCCAAUGAAAUCAAGAUAAAAGUUGUUCUUAAUAAUACUGGUAUGGGAUAUUACAAAGAUAAACAAGGCUAUGAUAAGUAUAUUGAUCUAACUGGAAUUUCGGAGCUCUCAAAGAUUAAAAAGGAUCAAUCAGGGAUUGAAAUUGGAGCUGCAGUUACAAUAACUAAAGCUAUCGAAGUUCUAAAGUUUCAAAACAAGAAUGAUUUUAACUCAGACUUUGUAAUGAUACUUGAAAAGAUUGCUGACCAUAUGAACAAAGUGGCCUCGGGGUUUAUUCGGAACACGGCCAGUGUAGGUGGUAAUUUGGUGAUGGCACAAAAGAGUAAGUUUCCUUCGGAUAUAGCUACUAUACUUCUUGCUGUGGAUUCAAUGGUUCGCAUAAUGACUGGUUCAAAGUUUGAAUGGCUUUCUUUGGAGGAAUUUCUGGAGAGACCACCUUUAGGUUUGGAGUGUGUGGUUUUAAGCAUUAAAAUUCCUAGUUUGGAAACUAUGAAAAGCGAAUCUUCAAAUACAAAAAGUAGAUUUCUCUUCGAAACUUACCGAGCUUCUCCUCGGUCGCUUGGAAAUGCACUUUCUCACUUAAAUGCUGCUUUCCUUGUUCAGGUGUCUCCAUGCAAGGAUAGUGAAGGAACCAUUAUAGAUACUAGUAGGUUGACUUUUGGUGGUUUUAAGACUAAGCAUGCAAUCAGAGCUAAAAAUGUCGAAGAAUUUUUAGCAGGAAAGUUGUUAAGUGUUAGCAAUCUGUAUGAUGCCAUCAACAUGCUUACAGAUACUGCCACUGCUAAUAUACCUCACGAUGAAGCCUCGAAAAAUGCUUACCUUUCGAGUUUAGCAGUAGGUUUUCUUUUUCAGUUCUUUAACUCGUUGAUUGAUAGUCCUGCAAAAAUAAACAAUGGUUAUUUAAAUGGACAUACUCAUUUGCCUUCGGUUGAGGCGUCUCAGAAUCACGUUCAGCCUAACAUAUUUCCUACUUUAUUGUCGUCCGGGAAGCAAAUCCUUGAAUCAGGCAGUGAAUAUAGACCAAUCGGUGAGCCAGUCACAAAAUCCGGCGCUGCAUUACAAGCAUCAGGUGAGGCUGUGUUUGUGGAUGACAUUCCAUCACCAAUAAAUUGCCUACACGGAACAUAUAUUUAUAGUUCGAAACCAUUGGCAAGGAUAACAAGUAUAAAACUCAGACAAGAGUUGGAACUUGAUGGAGUGAGGGGCAUCCUUUCUAGUAAAGACAUUCCUAAGGGCGGGGAGAAUCUUGGAGCAAAGAGUAUAUUUGGUUCAGAACCUUUAUUUGCCGAAGAUAUUGCUAGAUGUGUUGGUGAACGUCUUGCAUUUGUGGUUGCAGAUACUCAGAAACUGGCAGACAUGGCUGCAAAUUCAUCUGUUGUUGAUUACAGUGUUGAAAAUCUUGAACCACCUAUCCUAAGUGUUGAAGAUGCUGUUGAAAGAUCUAGUUUUUUUGAAGUUCCUCCAUUUUUAUGUCCAAAAUAUCAAAUUGGUGAUGUAUCAAAAGGAAUGGCUGAAGCAGAUCACAAGAUUGUUUCUGCGGAGAUAAAACUUGGAUCUCAAUACUAUUUCUACAUGGAGACACAAACCGCGCUUGCUGUACCAGAUGAAGACAAUUGCAUUACUGUUUACUGUUCAAGUCAAUGCCCUCAGUCGGUACAUUCUACUAUAGCAAAAUGCCUUGGUAUUCCUGAAAAUAAUGUUAGAGUCAUUACAAGAAGGGUUGGGGGAGGUUUUGGAGGAAAAGGUGCACGAUCUGUAGCGACUGCUACAUCUUGUGCACUAGCAGCGCACAAAUUACAGCGACCGGUCAGGAUGUAUCUAAACCGAAAGACAGAUAUGAUAAUGGUUGGAGGAAGGCAUCCAAUGAAGAUAACAUACAGUAUAGGGUUUAAGAAUAAUGGGAAGAUUACUGCAUUACACCUUGAGAUUUUGGUUGACGCCGGGAUUUAUACUGAUGUUAGCGUAAUAAUGCCGCGCAACAUAGCCGGAGCACUUAAAAAGUAUAACUGGGGUGCUCUAUCUUUGGAUAUUAAAUUAUGCAAAACAAAUCUUCCUAGUAGAUCUGCAAUGAGGGGCCCAGGGGACUUGCAAGGAUCAUUCAUCGCCGAAGGUAUUAUAGAAAAUGUUGCAGCUACGCUUUCGAUGGAUGUAGAUUCUGUUAGAAGCGUUAAUCUUCACACCUACACAAGUCUUAAGGAAUUCUAUGAUGAUUCUUGUGGUGAGCCUCUUGAAUAUACCAUGCCUUUAAUAUGGAAUAAGUUAGCUGUUUCUACAAACUAUGAGCUGAGAGUAAACAAAGUGAAAGAGUUUAACAGUAUAAACAUUUGGAAGAAAAGGGGAAUAUCUCGAGUACCGGUGUUGUAUGAGCUGAACCUAAGACCUACUCCAGGAAAAGUUAGUAUUUUAUCAGAUGGUUCUGUUGUUGUUGAAGUUGGAGGAAUUGAAUUGGGUCAGGGUUUAUGGACAAAGGUGAAACAAAUGGCUGCGUUUGCACUCGGCAUGAUUCAAUGCGACGGAAGUGGAAAUCUUUUGGAUAAAGUUAGGGUUGUACAAGCUGAUUCAUUGAGCUUGAUUCAAGGAGGAUUAACUGCUGGGAGUACUACAUCAGAGUCAAGCUGCGAAGCUGUUAGGCUUAGCUGCAAUAUCUUGGUUGAAAGACUAAAACCUAUCAAGAACAAGCUUCAAGAGGAAACUGGUUCUAUCAAGUGGGAGGCUCUUAUUCUUCAGGCAUACAUGCAAGCUGUGAAUUUAUCAGCAUCUUCAUAUUUUGUACCUAGUAAAAAUUCCAUGAAGUACAUCAAUUAUGGUGGUGCAGUUAGUGAGGUGGAAAUAGAUCUUCUGACAGGAGAAACCAGAUUUUUGCAAACAGAUAUUAUUUAUGACUGUGGACAAAGUCUCAACCCAGCUGUGGAUUUAGGACAGAUUGAAGGAUCUUUCAUACAAGGGUUAGGCUUUUUCAUGCUUGAAGAAUAUGAAACAAACCUUGAUGGUUUGGUGUUGCAAGAUGGGACAUGGAACUACAAAAUCCCAACAAUAGACACUAUUCCUCAACAGUUUAAUGUUGAAAUCCUUAACAGUGAGCAUCAUCAACAUAGAAUUCUCUCUUCAAAGGCAUCUGGCGAGCCUCCCUUGCUUCUAGCAGCUUCAAUUCACUGUGCCACAAGAUCAGCUGUCAAAGAAGCCAGAAAACAGCUCUUAUCAUGGAGCAACUUAGAUGAAUCAGAUUUAACAUUUCAGUUAGGGGUCCCUGCAACCAUGCCUGUAGUAAAGGAACUCAGUGGAUUAGACAUUGUACAAAGAUACUUGAAAUGGAAAAUGGACAACAAGUAAAAAAUACCUCAAUCACACACAUCAUUAUUCUGUAAAUGAAAGAUAGCCAUGCCAAUGCAUUAUUUGUAGCAAUAAUCAAGUUAUAUAAUUAGAUGAAUUUCAUUUGAAUCUUGUUAUUAAA